Molecule: messenger RNA, 1851 nt
Organism: Periconia digitata
Lineage: Eukaryota; Fungi; Ascomycota; Dothideomycetes; Pleosporales; Periconiaceae
Source: the annotation of a GenBank genome assembly
UCACUCUGUCCUUUGUCCUUCACUAGCGAACAGGUGAGCAUCAAUUACAUCAAAUGCACCGCAAUGGCUCCCAGCACUGUUGCUAAUGUUUCUCCGCUGACGCAAGAUCCACCCGUGAAACAGCUUGUCCAGGAGAUGAACCAGCGACCAUUCCGGUUCAAACCUACCACUGCCUUUUACAUCUUCCUCGCCGCCAAUACUCUUGCCGCCCUUUUCUCGCCCAUUCAAGAUUGCGAUGAGGUCUUCAAUUAUUGGGAACCAACACAUUAUCUCAAUCAUGGAUCUGGCCUGCAGACGUGGGAGUAUUCUCCCGACUAUGCCAUAAGAAGUUGGGCAUACACUGGCAUUCAUGCUUCCAUCACCGCCCUUGCCCGUCUGAUCUCAUUGGAUGGCAGCAAACUAUUCGAGUUUUAUGGCCUCCGAUGUGUAUUGGGCCUUGUUUGUGCUCUUUGCGAAAGCAAACUCUACUAUACCAUAGCCAAGACAAUCAAUCCGCGAGCAGCAGUCUACUUCCUCAUGAUAUUAGUCUUCAGUCCCGGAAUGUACCAUGCGUCGCCUGCCUAUUUGCCGUCCACUUUCGCCAUGUACACUACCAUGCUGGGUGCCUCUGCAUUUCUAGAUUGGCGAGGAGGCAUUAAGACGGCUCGAGGCAUUAUGUGGUUCGCCGCCGGUAGCUUGCUAGGGUGGCCAUUUGCGGGGGCUCUCGUUCUGCCUUUUAUUGCAGAGGAAGUUAUCAUGGCUUUCUUCAGUGGUUCCGUGUUCGAGACUGCGUGGCGUUUUGUUGAUGGUGGUAUAAGAUCUGUUGGUAUAUUGGCAUUCCAAGUGGCCGUUGACACGUUCUUCUACAGGACGCUCGUAUGCGUUCCCAUGAACAUUGUCCUCUACAAUGUCUUCAGUGGCGGUAGCAGAGGUCCUAAUAUCUAUGGGGUUGAGCCAUGGCAUUUCUACGUUCGUAACCUGACCCUCAACUUUAACAUAUGGUUCUGGCUUGCUGCCGUCGCUCUUCCGCUAGUCCUUCUGCAGUAUCUUUUCAUCGACAAAGUAUCCCCAAAGCAGACGCUCCUGCGCAGCGUCGUGUCCAUUAGCCCGUUUUAUCUUUGGCUUGGAAUCUUUACCUUGCAACCACACAAGGAAGAACGUUUCAUGUAUCCAGCGUAUCCACUCCUAGCUUUCAACGCCGCUUUGAGCUUGCAUAUUCUGCUCGGUAAUUUCGGAAAAUCUCCACCAGGAACUCUGCGUAGCCAAAUAUCCCCGGAGUUCAAGCUUGCCGUGGUCAGUCUCGUUAUAUUGGGAAGUUUCAACUUGGGAGCCCUCCGCACGAUCGGCACUAUGACCGCUUACUCCGCUCCAUUGAACGUAUAUAAACCGCUUCAAAAAAGCGGUGUCGUCAAGGCAGGCGAUAAUGUUUGUUUGGGCAAGGAAUGGUACCGAUUCCCGUCUUCUUAUUUUCUGCCUGACCAAAGUCGUGCAAGAUUUGUCAAAAGCGAAUUCACUGGUCUCUUACCUGGCUCUUUUAGCGAGGCAAAUGAAGGUUCUGGUUAUUACCCAGGCACGUGGAUGAUACCUUCUGGAAUGAAUGACGAGAAUAAGGAAGACCCAGAAAAAUACAUUAAUAUCACCCAAUGCCAAUUCCUGAUUGACUCGAAGCUUCCCAGUGCCCCGGCCACCUCGUUAGAACCAGACUACAUUUACGAUACGAAGACCUGGGAAAAACUGUCUUGCAGCCCCUUCAUGGAUGCAGGUGCAACGCCGCUUCUUGGUCGUAUCCUAUGGGUUCCAGAAUGGUCGUUGAUCCCAGCCAAGCACAGGCGGGUAUGGGGUGAAUACUGUCUUUUGCGUCGCAAAGCUUGA